AUGAAUGACCCCGGGUUAGACGAUGCCAUCGCAGACGAGGCGAAUGCCUUGGAUGAGUUCUCCUCCUCAAGUCGACGGGAGGACAACAGUGCCGCCGCCAGUAAUGAAAAGGCACUUGAACAAACUUCGCAGGAUGCAUUGUCGGCCAGAUGGUGGCUUGCUAGUACUGCGUAUCCACUGGCAGCUGGUACCUUUGGGCCAAUGGCCAGCGCCUUCAACGUUUGUUCCUUGGCCCAGACAUGGCGCAUGGCGCGAGACAGUGAAGGCGGGUACGAGAAUGUGACUGAUCCAAAAUGGGUCAUCUCUGUGAAUGCUCUUUCGUUCUUUUGUGCUAUAGUGGCGAACGUGUUUCUAUCCUUGAAUAUGGCCCGUCGAAUAAGAUUUUCAAUUGCUCAGCCGGUCAUUAUUCUUGGAUGGUUCAUCGCUUCAACACUUCUCAUUGCGAUUAUCAUUCCAUUUGGAGUGACAAUGUACAAACCAGAUAAUACGAAUCGUGUGUUUACUCAAGCAUAUUUUUACGCGAUCUUUGCAGCCAUCACCUACUUUGUUAUUGCAUGUCUCAUGAUAGUCACGGUAUACGGAGCCAGGAAAGGUCAUUACAGUUCUGAAUUCAAACUGAGCAACAGCCAGCGAACCUUAAUGCUCCAGACCAUUAUAUUCUGCUUCUACCUCCUCGCAGGCGCGGCAGUAUACGCGAAGAUCGAAGGCUGGCGUUUUCUAGAUGCAGUUUAUUGGGCUGACUUCACCGUACUCACUAUCGGUGUGGGAAAUUUGGCCCCUGCAACUCACCUUGGUCGUGGACUGCUUUUCCCAUUCGCCAUUGGCGGAGUUGUGGUACUUGGACUUAUCAUCUCGUCAAUCAGAACGUUGAUGUUAGAGCGCGGACGUCAGCAAAUGGCCAAUGCCCUUGCGACACGCACUCGCAAAUUUCUCGUGAAACAAGCAACGUCAGAAAACAAUCGGCUUCGUGGUCUUGUACCGGAUCUCCGACCAAAUGAGGAAGACAAUCAUCGCGACCGACAAAAGCGAGAAUUCAUCACCAUGCAGCGGAUCCGCCAGAUAGCUACUGUGCAACACAAAUGGAUCUCUCUCACGCUGUCCUUAAUAGUAUGGAUGGCUUUGUGGCUUAUCGGCGCGGUAGUAUUCUGGCGGUCGGAAACACACCAGGCAUGGACAUAUUUCGAGUCCCUCUACUUCGCAUACGUCACUCUUCUGACAAUUGGAUACGGUGAUAUUUACCCCAUGAGCAGUCUUGGUAAAUCAUUUUUCGUUUUCUGGUCGCUGCUCGCUGUGCCCACAAUCACUAUUCUCAUCUCGAACAUUGGCGAUACUCUUAUCCAUUUCGUUCGCGAUCUCACUUUAUACGUUGGAGAAAUCACUAUUUUACCAGGUGAUGAACCGUUUCUGGAACGCCUCAAGGAUAUCUUCCGAAUGUCUUGGUCCGACAAAUGGGUUCAGGAAACACUCGGCGAGAAGUCUACCACCCAAGAUGUUCUCAAUAAUCCAGACACAGAUGGUGACCCCGAACAAGCAAACUACCGAGCUCAUCGCGCUCUCGAAACAGAAGAGCAUAUGAAAGAAGACUCAGCGCGGGCUCGGGGCGAUAUCACUGCUGAGAACGUACAUCACUAUCACUAUCUUCUUUUUCGGGAAAUUCGCAAGAUGAUGGAGUAUACACGGAGCAAUCUGUUGAAGGAAUUUGAUUACCUGGAGUGGGAGUAUUAUCUUGCUCUUGUAUCUGGGAAGCAUAAGCCUGCCACGGAUGAUCAAGCUAUGAAUAAGGAGGAUGAAGAAAGAGAGCGGAUGUUUUUUGAGCAGUGGAGUUGGAUUGAUAAGAAGAAUCCCCUGCUUGGAGAGAAGAGCGAGGUUGAGUGGCUACUUAAUGCGUUGACAGAGGCGCUGGAGAGGGAGUUGAAGACUGCUAGUCGGGGCUAUCAUACUCAUCAGCCCGAUGAGCCCGAUGGGUCUAGUGAGGCUACAGCUGGGAGCCAAUCACAGGAGAAAUGA
This is a messenger RNA of Penicillium angulare, 2007 nucleotides long. Its product is annotated as potassium channel family protein. Gene Ontology annotation, molecular function: potassium ion leak channel activity. NCBI's taxonomy places the organism in Eukaryota, Fungi, Ascomycota, Eurotiomycetes, Eurotiales, Aspergillaceae. The coding region runs from base 1 to 2007 and encodes 668 amino acids. Gene Ontology annotation, cellular component: membrane. The record is from RefSeq and is a predicted model, not a curated record. The transcript is spliced from 3 exons. Gene Ontology annotation, biological process: stabilization of membrane potential; potassium ion transmembrane transport.